Molecule: messenger RNA, 3370 nt
Organism: Aethalodelphis obliquidens (Pacific white-sided dolphin)
Lineage: Eukaryota; Metazoa; Chordata; Mammalia; Artiodactyla; Delphinidae
Product: P2Y purinoceptor 4-like
Exons: 3
Coding region: 1633-2433 (266 amino acids)
Biological process (GO): positive regulation of Rho protein signal transduction; phospholipase C-activating G protein-coupled receptor signaling pathway
Cellular component (GO): plasma membrane
Molecular function (GO): G protein-coupled receptor activity
Source: RefSeq, a predicted model, not a curated record
AGCACGGGCUCUGGGCGCCUGGGCUUCAGUAGUUGUGGCUCACAGGCUCCGUAGUUGUGGCUCGUGGGAUCUAGAGCGCAGGCUCAGUAGUUGUGCUGCUUUCAAUUUAUUGACUUCUGCCCUCAGGGUUACAAAAUAGCUGAAGCAGCUCCAGACAACACAUUUGCACAUAAUAUCCAAAGGUGAAAAGAAAGAGGAAAGCUCUCUUAGAAGACCCUAGGUUUCCCCUUGCAUCCCACUGUACAGAAUUAUGUCACAUUUCCAUUCUUAGACCAGUCACUGGCAAGGAGAAUGGAAUUUCCAAGUUGGACUUAGACAAGUUAAGAUUUACCCACACUGGUCAAGUGGUCAGCAAAGAAGAAGGGAGAGAGUAGAUAGUGCCACUUACUAACUUAUUUGCAAAUAUGGAUAAUAAUGGCAAAUAUUUUCAUAGAGUUGCUGUGAAGAUUUAGUGAGUUAAAGUGUUUACAGUAGUGCCUGGUACAUAAUAAGUGCUCAGUAAAUGCUAUUAUUAAAUAGCGUUUGUUAUUAAAUAGCAGUUCUACAGAUGAGAAAAUGGAUUCAGAAAGCUUAAGUGCCUAUGUGUCAGACCUGAGACUAGAAUUAAGACCUGGUUGACUCCAGAACCCACACUUUCCACUGCACCAGUUGCCAAAGUUGGAAGUGGGCAGGUGUGGCACCCCUGCUCUUCAACUUGAAGGUAGAUGGGAUGAUCGGUUCAAUGUAAUUAAAUCUCCAUUGCUUCCCAGAAUUGCCCUUCUGCAUGAAAAUUUUGAAACCCUUGAAAGUAGAGCCUGGAAACCCUGGGAUCUUGGCCUCUUACCAUCUCCACCCCUUCCAGGAUUCCAUAGCCAGCUUGUCUCCAACCAGGACUUUGAGUAAAACCUCACACAGCUGGUAUUAGAUUGAAGGCUCCUAUUUACCGAGGCUUGGCCUGUAAGCUGAUUUAGCAGCUACAGGGCCCUUCAAGCUUGGCUGUAGGGCCCACCUAGCAGCUUCAGGAAAGGCAGGGUGCUGGAAGAGUAGGCUGGCCAGCUGGUAUGGAGGAGCAGUUGGGAUUGACAGCAGCAGGAGUAUCUUUAGCUUUAGCUGUGCUGCCUCACCCCAAGGAGAAGCCAGGCCUUAGGAAACGGGCCCCCCAAACCACAGCCUAAGCCUUGGUCAGGUUGGCACAAUGACAUUCAGCUGCGAGGCCUUCCUUAUACUUUGCUAUCUCCCUCCCUGUGCCCCCUUGCCUUGCAAUGACAUUCCCUUCCCUUGGGGCCCUGGCUGCACCCCACAAACCCUGCUCACAGCUGCCACAGGUGGACUCCAGCCCUUCCAGCUGUUGAGCCCAUUCUUCAUGUCGUGUCUUGGGAUUAGUCAGUUGAUGGGAGGGCCUAGGAUAUGUGGGUGGCAGUGGAUUCUCAUCUGUCUCAGCUCCUUAAACCCAGGCCCCCAGGAACCCAAAGAGAUCUGCAGCAGCCAGAGCAGCAAGAGUUUUAAAUCAGACCCAGGACUUCUUUGUGGUCAAAAGGCAAGGGGGAAGGAAACAAGACUGGAAGGCCUGUGAGACGUGAAACCUUUUCAGCUCUGCCCAGGGUGCUCCAGGCAAGCCCCAGGAGAGGACCUUCACCAAGCCCAAGGUCCGAGAUGAACAGCAGCGCUGGGGACCUGGGUGUUGGUGCUGGCGGCCGCAGCCCCUGGGGCGACCCUGCUGGCUUCAUUGUGGUGCCCACAGCCUUCGCCUUGGCGCCGGGCCUGGGGCUGCCGGCCAACGUGGCGGCCCUGGCAGUGUUCGUCCGCCGCGGCAGGCGCCUGUGCCAGGCCUUGUGUCUCCACCUGCUCAACCUGGCCAUGGCCGACGUGCUCUUCAUGCUUACACUGCCGCUGCGGCUCACGUACUACCUGGGCCCGACCCACUGGCUCUUCCUGGAGGCUGCCUGCUGCGCGGCCGGGACCACCUACUGCGUGUCCACCUACGCGGCCUUGGCCUUCGCGGCGCUCACCAGCGUGUGCCGCUGCGGCUCGGUGCGGCCGCCCAGCCCUGCGCCGCUGGGGCCCCGCCCGCGCCACGUGUGCUGCUGCCCGGCUGGCCGGCCAGGCCUGUGCCGCACCCUCGCUGGCCGCACCGCAUGCGCUGCGCCCCAGGCCGGGCAGCGCCAGCGCGGACCUGGCCUACGACACCGUGGCCGCCUUCCCCGCCGCCUUCCUGCUGGUGCUUGCGGCCUAUGUGAGCUUGGCGCGGGUGCUCGCGGCGCCCUCGGGCCCGGGACCGGCCCUCGCCCCAGACGGUCCAAACCGGCGCGCGGCCAGGACAAUGGUGCUCGGGCACCUGUUGGUCUUUGCCCUCUGCCUGGCGCCCUACCACCUGCUGCUGGCGCCCUGGGUGGCCGGGCAGGAGGACACCGUGGGCCGCGACGACAGAGGGUGCCAGGCCACCUCCACGCUUGACGUCCUGCACACCCUCAGCCUGGCGCUGCUGAGUCUCAACAGCUGCCUGGACCCACUCAUCUACUGCUUCUCUGUGCGCAGCUUCUGCCAGGACUGCUGGGCUCUGAGCUGCCUCCCGGGGGUAGGGAGGUCCGGGUCACACUCGGUCUCCUCGGCCUCCACGGCCUCCUCCUAGAGAGUCCCCUGGCCUGCUGCCUGCUUCACCCCUGCCACCCUCCCAGUGGCGUCCUGGGUGGUGAAAGCUCUUUGCAAGGACCUAGACUCCAGUCCUGACGCAGCCACAUACUAGCCGCCUGUAGUUGUAGACCUCCGGGCUCUGUCAAAAGGGGAAAGAACAUUCUCUAUUGACCCGAAUGUUUCCUAGACUUUGCCAGUGUUUGGAUACAGAUAAUAUGCCAUUGCUUUCAAAAUCUCUGGGGAUAAACCCCAAAGUCCUAAACAGGGCCUACAAGGGCUAACUGCCUCCUGCUUCUCUCUCAGCAUCCUCUCAUCCUCAUUUUCCCUCUUCUCCUCUACCACAUCUGCCCGUCUCCGUGGGUUGAGUCACCUUAUCAGUCCCUGGAACAGACCAGUUUCCUCCUCUUCAAAGCCUUUGCAGCUGACUGCCAGGAAUGAUGUCCCUCCGUCUCCUUUGCUAAGUUAAUUCCUUUCCAUUCUCACUUCCUCAAACGUAGCUGUAGGGAAGCCUUUGUUGACCAGCACCACAUACACCAUUCCCUAGACUGGGUUAGAUCUGGUUGCUCCUUUAUAGCUCUUUCCACAAUUGCAAUCAAGCAAUUAACUGGUUAGUUCUUUUUUUUUUUUUCUGUUGUUCUUUUUCUCUGUAUUUAUGUCGAUCCAUGAGAGAGUGCCAUUUUUGUAGACCCAAAAGGGUUGAAUAGUGGCAGUUUUAUUUUCAUCCAAUUCAACUUAAUAAAUUCCAUGUUUGUCAUAUUUA